This is a messenger RNA of Zootoca vivipara (common lizard), 1281 nucleotides long. The record is from RefSeq and is a predicted model, not a curated record. NCBI's taxonomy places the organism in Eukaryota, Metazoa, Chordata, Lepidosauria, Squamata, Lacertidae.
AUGCGGCUCUCCGGGCCGCGUGUCACUCGCCAGGCGCCGAGCGGAGUCGCCCAGGGCACCGGCUCCUCCGCCGCCGCGCCGGUUUAUUCUUUCCACCUCUCCCCUGCAGGGUUCGCCUUCCCAGACUGGGCCUACAAGCCAGAGUCAAGCCCCGGCUCACGCCAGAUCCAGCUGUGGCAUUUCAUCCUGGAGCUUCUGCAAAAAGAAGAAUACCAGAACGUCAUCGCCUGGCAAGGGGACUACGGGGAGUUUGUCAUCAAGGACCCGGACGAGGUGGCCAGGCUGUGGGGAAUCCGUAAAUGCAAGCCCCAUAUGAACUACGACAAGCUGAGCAGGGCCUUGAGGUACUAUUACAACAAACGAAUUUUGCACAAGACCAAGGGCAAACGCUUCACCUACAAGUUCAACUUCAGCAAAGUGGUCCUGGUGAAUUACCCUCUCUUGGACAUGGCUGCCAACUCCCCGUUUCUGCUGGCUCAGAACCCUUUCAAUGGGAGCAACCCUGGGACAGAUUGUGCCCCUCUGACCCCUGAGACCCUGCAAAGUCUCUUCUCCAGCCCCCGUUUGGGGGACCCGGCCACCCGCACCUCACUCUUUGAACGGCAAACUGAGACAGAGAAGCUCAGACUGGAUGCAACCUUCCCUUUUCUGGGGUCAGGUGUUGCUGGCUAUACAAAGCCCCCCAGUUUGCUGACUCCGUAUGGCAGGAACGCUUCCUUCCCAGAUUACCCCUGGAAUUUCAACCCUUACCUGUCCAGCUCUUUCCCCCUGAACAGCUCCAAACUGCCCGCCUCCCUGUACUCCCCCCACUUCUACCCCAACCCCCUGUCUGGAUCAUUAGCCCAGCUUCCAGCACCCAUUUCACUACUGCCGGGAGAUAGCACAGAGCGGGCUGCAGCCCUGGGGGGCAGCUCUGUCCCUCGCCUCUGUCUCCCUCCCCAUGGCAUGACCCUGCCCCUCCGUGGCGCUGGGAAUGCGGCCGUCGAGCGUGAGAAGGAGCUGCUGGGUCCCAGGGCCCAGAGCCCUUCAGGGGGGCGAGGAGCCAAAGAGGACCCUGGCUCCGAUUCAGAGUUGGAGAUCACAGACCUAAGCGAAUGCAGCUCGGAGAACGAAGGCUGCGAUUUCAGCCCCGACAGCUUGGAGGCGAUAGAGAGCCAGGUGCAGAAUUACAAGCGGCUGCAGACAGAGCGGACGGCAGGGGCAACAGCCAGCAAGCCGGAAGGGGUGGCAGAGGCCAGCCUGGGCACUGGCAAGGAAGCGAAGAGUCUGCCAGGCAGCUGA